GGCGCGCGCAGAGACGCGCAAACUCAUGCUGUGCGCCAAACAAGCUGGACACAUCCGUAAAUGGCUUAAAAAUUCAGUCACAUCUUCAAUGGGAAGCACGGACAACGUUUGGAUACAGAGUUCUUUCUUAAGUGAAUGCUGGGAUAUAGAUAAACUUUCAAUCUGGAUCGCGUAAAACACGUAAAAUGAGCGUUGCGUGGGAUUUAAGAGUAGCCUACUAAUGCAUUUGUGCGGAAUCCAGAUUUCAACGAACAACAAUUUGUUUACCUACAGCAACAGAGACAGUCUGAAAAAUCUUCCAGAGUCCUUGACGGAAUACUUUAUCUGGGAUUGGGGUUAUUCCCAUCAUGGAUCAGUUUGGGAUUUUGGAUUUACAUCAGCGCAAUACAUGGAAAUGCGUGGACGCAGUGCUGCAAUUAACGGAGUUUACAUCUUUGAGUAACUUCUAGUACAGGACGAUCAGGAUGAAAAGAUGGCGACCAUGCUCUUACCAGCGGGUCCUGAUGGCUUGCGACCGUACACACGUGAGUCUCUGGCGGCCAUCGAGCAGAGGAUCAGCGAAGAGCGGACGAAGAACACGAAGGAUUACAAGGCGGACCCCGGGUACAUGGAGGAGCCCAAACCCCGUGCUGACCUGGAGGCCGGGAAGGGGCUGCCUCGUAUCUUUGGUGAAAUACCCGCAGGACUGGUCGGAGUCCCGCUGGAGGACAUCGACCCUUUCUACUUCAAGAAUCAGAGGACUUUUAUAGUAGUAAACAAGGGAAAAGCCAUCUUCCGCUUCAGUGCCACAUCUGCACUCUACAUAUUCAGUCCGUUUCACUGCAUUAGAAGAAUCUCCAUACGAAUUCUAGUCCAUUCUUUGUUUAGCUUGUUCAUCAUGUGCACAAUUUUGACAAACUGCAGCUUCAUGGCGAUGUCGGAUCCUCCGCUGUGGACCAAAUACCUAGAGUAUACAUUCACUGGCAUUUACACAUUCGAGUCUCUGAUUAAGAUCUUGGCCAGAGGGUUCUGCAUAGAGCCCUUCACCUUCCUCCGAGACCCAUGGAACUGGCUGGAUUUCAGUGUCAUUGUCAUGGCGUAUGUGACAGAGUUUGUGGACCUCGGCAACGUAUCCGCAUUACGGACGUUCAGAGUUCUGCGUGCUUUAAAAACAAUAUCAGUGAUCCCAGGUUUAAAGACCAUUGUCGGUGCUCUCAUCCAGUCGGUUAAAAAGCUAGCGGACGUGAUGAUCCUCACUGUUUUCUGUCUCAGUGUCUUCGCUCUGAUUGGUCUACAACUCUUUAUGGGCAUCCUACGCCAGAAGUGUGUCCGUAGCCCCGCCCACUGUGUUAACUCCACCUACCCCGGCAAUGGAAGCUUCGUUUGUAACAAUAAGACAUGGCUGUCCGUCAAGGACUUCUUAACAAAUGAAGACAAUUUCUACAAAAUGGAAGGAUCCAAGGAUGCCUUAAUAUGCGGAUACAGCAGCGAUGCUGGGAAGUGCCCUGAUGGGUUUGACUGUUUAAAGACAGGUCGGAACCCAAACUAUGGCUACACAAGCUUCGACACAUUUGGCUGGGCCUUCCUGGCUCUCUUCAGACUAAUGACACAAGACUACUGGGAGAACCUCUACCAUCAGACUUUGCGGUCAGCAGGGAAGACCUACAUGAUUUUCUUUGUGCUGGUGAUAUUUCUGGGUUCGUUUUACCUGGUGAACUUGAUCCUGGCUGUCGUGGCCAUGGCAUAUGAGGAGCAAAACCAGGCGACCAUCGCAGAAGCCUGGGCAAAAGAAAGAGAGUUUCAGCUGGCGAUGGAACAGCUACGCAAGGAACAGAGUGCAUUAGCAAAACAGCGUAGAAAAGACGCUGAGAUGGCCCUGGCAGUGGAUUUAUCUCCGUCAACCUUCAGUCGGAAAGACUCUUUGAAAGGCCAAAGUAGACCGAGAUCCCACAGAACGCUGUCAGAGGAGACGGAGGACAACAUUUUGCCAAAAUUUGACCCGUUUGAUGAGAAACCAGCUCACCCUCUGCUAGCCACUCUCUCCUCUCAUCCUCUGAGCACUCGUCAUGGAAGCCAACUCAGUAUCUUUACCUUCCGGCCGCGCAACAGUUCCGAGGCCGACUUUGCAGACGACGAACACAGCAUCCAUGAUGCGGGCCGGAGCCGAGCGGGCUCUAUGGCGACUCCGUGGCACAAGCGGCGUACGGGCAGCAUCAGGAGUCACUCCUCGCAGGUGUUCACGCCCACCCUCACUCUUAACGGCAGACUGAACCUUUCUCUGGACCAGAACGGCAUCACCAGCAUCGGCCUGCACACCCCAACCUCUUUUCCAGCGUUCAGUAUGGAGCAGGUCAAGGAGGGCACGGAGUCAGUGUGUCAGACUGAACAGACCCCUGCAGCUGGCAAGCUGACUGUCGACAUGCAGGAGGACGUCCCGCCCCCUCACAGGAAGAGAGGACUGAGCUCUGUCAGCUUCUUCAGUGACGCCAUGGACGAACUUGAAGAGGCCCAUCAGAAAUGUCCUCCAUGCUGGUAUGAAUUUGCGAAGAAGUACCUGAUUUGGACGUGUUCUCCAGCCUGGCUGAGAGUGAAGGACGCACUUAAAGUCAUGGUGAUGGACCCCUUCUUGGACCUUGCAAUUACCAUUUGCAUUGUUCUCAACACAUUGUUCAUGGCACUGGAGCACUAUCCCAUGACUGAUGAAUUCAACAGCAUGCUGAGUGUUGGAAACCUGGUGUUCACUGGAAUCUUCACAGCGGAAAUGAUGCUGAAGAUCUUUGCUCUGGAUCCGUACUAUUACUUUCAGCAAGGCUGGAACAUCUUUGAUGGAAUUAUCGUUAGUUUGAGUCUGAUGGAGUUGGGCCUUUCCAAUGUGGAGGGUCUGUCUGUCCUUCGCUCGUUCAGACUGCUGAGAGUUUUUAAACUAGCAAAAUCGUGGCCCACCCUCAACACACUGAUAAAGAUCAUUGGUAACUCCGUGGGUGCUUUGGGGAACCUGACGCUGGUCUUGGCCAUCAUCGUCUUCAUCUUCGCUGUGGUCGGCAUGCAGCUGUUUGGAAAAAACUAUCAGGACUGCGUGUGCAAGAUCAGCUAUGACUGCACCCUUCCUCGCUGGCACAUGAAGGACUUCUUCCACUCGUUCCUCAUCGUCUUCAGGGUCUUGUGCGGGGAAUGGAUCGAGACCAUGUGGGACUGUAUGGAGGUAGCUGGACAGCCGCUUUGCAUUCUGGUCUUCAUGCUGGUCAUGGUCAUAGGAAACCUGGUGGUGUUGAAUCUGUUUCUGGCCCUGUUGUUGAGCUCCUUCAGCUCUGAUAACCUGUCUGCGCCCGAUGAGGACGGAGAAAUGAACAACCUCCAGAUAGCAAUCGCUCGAAUCCACUGUGGUUUCUCUUGGCUGCUGAACGCCAUCAAAGACCUCUGCAACGGGAACCUGGCAGGGCACAGACAGAAGGCCAAGGAGGUGCCGGCGCCCCUGAAGGAGAACCAUGCUGAGUGCAACGGCGGUUUGGGAAGUUUAGGGCGGUAUGAAGAGAAGUGCGUUAUUCCAGAAGGACAGGACAGUUACAUGACCAAUCCCAACCUCACCAUCUGUGUGCCCAUCGCACCAGGAGAAUCAGACGUGGAAUUUCCUGAGGAGGAGGAGGAUGAUGAAGACACAGUGUCAUCAGAGGAUGAAGAGCAGAAACCGGAAGUCAUCAGCCUCUCUGAAGGAAGUACCGUGGACCUGAGGAAGCCUGGGGAGGAUGAGGAGGAAUAUUCUGAGAUGGCAGAAGAUGUCAUGGAUCCAGAAGAGUGUUUCCCUGAGUUCUGUAUGCAGCACUGCAAGUGUUGUAAUAUAAACACAACCAGAGGUUUGGGACAGAUGUGGUGGAGGUUGAGGAAGACGUGCUAUCAGAUUGUAGAGCACAGCUGGUUCGAGACCUUCAUCAUCUUCAUGAUCCUCCUCAGUAGUGGAGCUCUGGCGUUUGAAGACAUUUACAUAGAACAGCGGAAGGUGGUGAAGGUGAUGUUGGAAUAUGCGGACAAGGUGUUCAGCUACAUCUUUGUGCUGGAGAUGUUUCUGAAGUGGAUCGCGUACGGCUUUAAGAAAUACUUCACCAAUUACUGGUGCUGGCUGGACUUCCUGAUUGUGGAUGUGUCUUUGAUUAGCUUGGUUGCUAACUCUCUUGGCUACUCGGACUUUGGGGCCAUCAAAUCUUUAAGGACUCUCAGAGCUCUGAGGCCAUUGAGGGCCCUGUCUAGAUUCGAAGGAAUGCGGGUGGUAGUGAAUGCACUGAUAGGGGCCAUCCCGUCCAUCAUGAACGUACUGCUGGUGUGCCUGAUCUUCUGGCUCAUAUUUAGCAUCAUGGGAGUCAAUCUUUUCGCUGGGAAAUUUGGGAAAUGCGUCAACAGGACAGGAUACAUCCACAAUGUGACCCUGGUCAACAACAAGACUGAUUGCCAGUCCAUGAACGACACCCAGUUCUACUGGACCAAAGUGAAAGUUAACUUUGACAACGUGGGACUUGGCUACCUCUCGCUCCUGCAGGUGGCAACAUUCAAAGGCUGGAUGGAAAUCAUGUAUGCCGCCGUAGACUCUCGUGGAGUUGAGGAGCAGCCCGUCAAAGAGAUAAACCUCUACAUGUACCUCUACUUUGUCAUCUUUAUCAUCUUUGGAUCGUUCUUUACCUUGAAUUUGUUCAUUGGUGUCAUCAUCGACAACUUCAAUCAACAGAAACGAAUGAUAGGUGGCCAGGAUAUAUUCAUGACCGAAGAACAGAAGAAGUACUACAACGCGAUGAAGAAACUUGGAUCCAAAAAGCCACAGAAGCCAAUUCCAAGACCAGUGAACAUUCUACAAGGAUUCUUCUUUGACUUGGUGUCCAAGCAAGCCUUUGACAUCGCCAUCAUGAUGCUCAUUAUCCUCAACAUGAUAACCAUGAUGGUCGAGACCGAUGAGCAAUCUGCUCGCAUGGAGUUCAUCCUCAAUAACAUCAACCUGGCCUUCAUCGUCAUCUUCACCACCGAAUGCCUCAUCAAGAUUUUUGCCCUCCGCUGUUAUUUCUUCACCAUUAGUUGGAACAUAUUUGACUUUGUUGUUGUCAUUCUGUCCAUCGUUGGAAUUGUCCUUGCUGACAUAAUAGAAAAAUACUUUGUGUCCCCAACUUUGUUUCGAGUUAUCCGGUUGGCAAGAAUAGGAAGAGUUCUCCGACUAAUACGAGCAGCUAAAGGAAUAAGGACGUUACUUUUUGCCUUAAUGAUGUCGCUGCCGGCGUUGUUUAACAUCGGCCUUCUGCUCUUCCUGGUCAUGUUCAUCUAUGCCAUUUUUGGCAUGGCAAACUUUGCCUACGUGAAGAAGCAGGGUGGGAUUGAUGACAUGUUCAACUUUGAAACCUUCGGGAACAGCAUUAUUAGCCUUUUCCAGAUCACCACAUCGGCCGGUUGGGAUAACCUACUGGAUCCCAUUCUGAACAACUCACCGGAAGAGUGCAGCUCGAUUUUCAUCAACACUGGAACCAAUACUAAGGGCAACUGCGGCAACCCCUCAGUAGGUAUCACUUUCUUCGUCAGCUACAUCAUCAUUUCCUUCCUGAUCGUGGUCAACAUGUACAUCGCCAUCAUUCUGGAAAACUUCAGCGUGGCCACCGAGGAGAGCACAGAACCUCUGAGCGAGGACGACUUUGAGAUGUUCUACGAGGUGUGGGAGAAGUUUGACGUCGAGGCCACGCACUUCAUCGAGUACUCCAAACUCUCCCGUUUCGCCGACAGCCUUUCGGAACCUCUGAGAAUCGCCAAACCCAACAAAAUCAAGCUUGUCCACAUGGACCUUCCCAUGGUCAGCGGCGACAGGAUCCACUGCCUGGACAUCCUGUUCGCCUUCACCAAGCGGGUCCUCGGGGAAAACGGGGAAAUGGACGCUUUGAAGCAGCAAAUGGAGGAGAAGUUCAUGAUGACAAACCCUUCCAAGAUGUCCCAUGAGCCCAUCACCACCACGCUCCGGCGCAAGCAGGAGGAGAUUUCGGCAACCCUGAUCCAACGCGCCUAUAGAGGGCACCUAAUUAGACGGCAAAUGAAGCAAGCUUCUUACUUGUACAGACACAUAAACCAAGACACACUCUGGUCAGAAGAGGACGGCGCUCCAGAGCGUGAAGGACUUAUUGCAUCUAUGAUUAAAGAGCACUACGGUCCCGAGAGGGGGCCACCGGUGCGGACGCUAUACUUAGCUCCCUCUCCGCCAUCCUAUGAGGCUGUAACAAAGGGUCCUAGUGACCGUUUCAAGAUGUUAAUAUCUGACUCCAGAUCCGGUGAGCCUCAUAAAUCAGAAGAGACGUAUGACGAGACCUUUCUUUAGGAACUCUUUUCUAAGUAGACCAUCUUUGCUUGCUUUUUUACUUCGUUUGGAUGUGUCUAAUCAGGAAGAAUCCUAAACCAGAUUUCACUUUUUUAAUAUAUAAGAACAUCAACAACCUGGACAACCCAUGUUGUUUUGUCUAAAAAGAUGACAUGGCAUCAUGGUAACCAGACAAAGAUACAUGGAUAUAUCAAAGUGAGGAUGUACAUGCUAACCUUUCAGGUAGAGAAUGUACUUCAGCUCAGAUGUGUUGCACAUAUCGCAACUGUAAUAUAUUGCACAGACGUUUCCUAUAAAGCCUAACAGGCCACAUAUAGUUUUUUUCCCAGGAUUACAGAAUCUAAGCAGAGUUUACUGUUGCUCAGGUCAGUAAUGUUAUGACUUUUUUACACUUGAGGAGAGUGACUGAGAUUUAGAGUAACUGGUGCAAGGAAAAGGCCCCUAAAAGCAGUUUGAAUGACUAGUUUGCUUCUUACAAAGUGAGUGAUUUUUGCAUUUUUAUCAGUGCUUGAGGAAUUUUUUUUUCUUGUUGAACACAGGCAGGGAACUGUUUAAAAAGGGUUUAAAAUCAAUAUGAAAUCGAAAUUGACUAUUUGAGUCAUUAUGUAUUGUGCAUGUUUGACACAUUAUUCCAAAGAAUGAACAUGUCUAUGUAAUCUUUCUUCAAGAUGUAUCAACUUUCCUUUUCAGGAUGAUGUCAUGUAUUUUUCAAUCUCUUCUCUCCAACUGCUUACCUCCAUUUUGAUAUGCAACGCCCAGUUUUAAUGAUUCAAUCAAUUCCCAAUGGAUUAAAAAAAAUCCUGUGUCACUAAGCUCAAAGCAGUCAAAUGGAUUUCAUGUAGACUUAAACUGAAAUGAAAUGGUUAUACAACUAUUUUUUUAAUACAAAAUCUGAAUUAGCUAAAAUUACCUUCAGCUUCUUGUGUUUUAUUCAAGGGCUUUUUUACUG
Messenger RNA from Rhinichthys klamathensis goyatoka, 7259 nucleotides. It is a transcript of the gene scn12aa, whose product is annotated as sodium channel, voltage gated, type XII, alpha a. Lineage: Eukaryota; Metazoa; Chordata; Actinopteri; Cypriniformes; Leuciscidae. Gene Ontology annotation, cellular component: axon; plasma membrane; voltage-gated sodium channel complex. The coding region runs from base 473 to 6310 and encodes 1945 amino acids. Gene Ontology annotation, molecular function: voltage-gated sodium channel activity; protein binding. Gene Ontology annotation, biological process: sodium ion transmembrane transport; neuronal action potential; membrane depolarization during action potential. The record is from RefSeq and is a predicted model, not a curated record. The transcript is spliced from 27 exons.